AUGGAAAUACCUCCACAAUACAACCAAGAUAUCUUUAAAUACCUAGAUGAUCUACUUGAAUUCGUUAGCGAUGAUUAUGUCAAGUCAUUGAUUGAGACCCACACCAACAGCGCACGUCUAAUGCAGCGAAGGUGGGAUAAUCACGAAGCAUUCUCUGAGUGGAUGCACUGGGCUGAGUCCACCAACACCCACACUUCGCAAUGGAAAGAUGAGCAGAUACGAAGAAUUGCUGUUGGUGAUAUUAGUGAGGAAUGGCCGAUCAGUCUACAGCGUCAUGUCACUCGCUGCAACGAACUAGCUGCCCCACGCGCAUACCGUAACUCAGAAAAACCUCACACCAAACGGAUAAACCUGCGACAUGGAAAAGUGAAUAAUCUCGGUAUGACUCCAAAAAAGAUGCAUGAGUGUGAACGAUUGUCUACACUCAUUGGCAAUGACUUCUCCCACCACACCCACCUCAUCGAUGUUGGUAGUGGGCAGGGCUAUCUCAGUAGAACACUCAGUCGCCAACCAUUCGAUUUCGCUGUUCUCGCUGUUGAUAGUGAUAACAACAAUGUACAGCGCUCACAGAUAACCUCCGAAAGACGCGAUGUGGGGCUUACAACGGGCCGAUUAGACCAUGUCUGCGCUUUUCUCGAUAGACAGAGUUUGGAGCGGGUGAACAGGGAGUGGAAAGCGAAGGGUGAUUCUCGGAGUACUCUAAUUGGGUUACAUCCUUGUGGUGAUCUCUCAGUCGAAGUUAUAGAGGCAUUCAUCGACGGUAUACACGAUUACGAUGGUCUGGUCUUGGUUAGCUGCUGCUACAAUAAGCUGUCACCGCAGAACUUCCCUCUCUCUCAAAAAACCCGCACGCAGAUCGCCCGCCUCGAGCCAGGAAGAUUCGUUUGGGAAUACGACUACUUUGGUUUGGCAGUGCAUACUCUCGCUCAUUGGACUAUGGAGCCUGAAAAGUAUUGGGAGGUAGCGCGCUUCCCGAUGUUUAAACUCCUUUGCAGAUCACGCCUAGCUGAGUGUCUGCGUCGCAUAGGUCGCCCACACUUCAGCGAAAAUCGCCUAGGCAAACUGCGCGAUCGCCAUUACAAAGAUUGGUGGACUUACAGGAAGGGUGCAGCUGAGAAACUUUCUCUACAACCAGAAGAGUUGGCGGAUGACAUCGAUGACGCCUUCUGGGAGCUCAUCGAUUGGCGCAUGAAGGUGUUCUGGACAGCCAAAGCACGCUGUGGUGAUAUGUUUGAGUCUCUGAUACACCUCGAUCGCUUUCUCUACGUUAAGGAGCGCACGGCACAUGAACCACACACAACGGUACAAGUGCGACCUAUUUUCGACAUUGACACAGGCAGUGCUCGCAAUCUAGCACUCACUGUUGAUAGACUUGAUAGUAACCAAAGGAAAUAG
Molecule: messenger RNA, 1395 nt
Organism: Wallemia ichthyophaga EXF-994
Lineage: Eukaryota; Fungi; Basidiomycota; Wallemiomycetes; Wallemiales; Wallemiaceae
Product: Protein RRNAD1
Exons: 2
Coding region: 1-1395 (464 amino acids)
Source: RefSeq, a predicted model, not a curated record